This is a messenger RNA of Mesocestoides corti, 399 nucleotides long. NCBI's taxonomy places the organism in Eukaryota, Metazoa, Platyhelminthes, Cestoda, Cyclophyllidea, Mesocestoididae. The record is from the annotation of a GenBank genome assembly.
AGUGGUGUGGGAAUUAGUAGUGUAGCUCAAAAUCUAGCUCCUAACAUCGAUGACGUCCGACACAUCGAGGAAAAAAUGCUUCGACUAUUGGAGGAUUUUGAAGCCGGAAAGAUCGUGUCGGUUGAUUGCCCCUCUGACAAGUUGGAUGCUGUUCGUGAACAGCAAGAAGAGUUAAUGCGUCUUCACUUUGAAUUGGACAACAAAAUGCAAAAUGUAGCCGGACCCAUAUCUGGUCGAAAUAGGCAACAGAAACGAAGGCUUACAGCGUCUGCUUUUCGAUACACCAUCACCAUAAAUCUUCGGUUUUUUAGAUUACUAAUGGAAGAAGGAAGAAAGACAUCAAAAUCGAACUUGUCAACGCUUGUGAACAAACUCGAGGAAUUGAGCGUUUCUAUGUAG